AACCCUUUCAAAUGUACAUAUCAGUCUUCCCAAAUUUUGUGUUUGUGUCCCUGUCACUCUCACAGAGUCUUUUACAAUUACAAGUACUAUUGCAACGUUGGUUCAAAUAUUGUUUCCCUUAAAUAAGGUUUCGUGCAUAACAGAAACUACCAAUUCCACGAACUCCGCUACAACCUCGGAGUCUCGGACGAACACACAAGACAAACAGAAGAUCCUUCCGAGGUUGAUCAAUCACCAUGUCUGACAUAGUCAACGUUGCUUGGAAGAAAUAUCUCCUUCAGCUUCAGCUCCACCCCCUCAGGACAAAGGCAAUUACUGCAGCAUUUUUGGCUGGUUUUAGCGAUGGAGUUGCACAGAAGAUUGCUGGGGCUAAGAGGCUUCAGCUUAGAAGAAUACUUCUCUUCAUGCUCUAUGGUUUUGCAUACUCUGGACCCUUUGGACAUUUUCUCCACAAAUUGAUGGAUAAAAUCUUUAGGGGGAAGACAGGCAAUGAAACUGUUGCAAAGAAGGUGAUCCUUGAACAGAUAACUAGUUCCCCAUGGAACAACUUUUUAUUCAUGAUGUACUAUGGCUUGGUUAUAGAAGGAAGAUCAUGGAGCACAGUCACGAACAAAGUUAAGAAGGACUACCCUGCUGUUCAGUUGACUGCAUGGAGGUUUUGGCCUAUUGUUGGUUGGGUGAAUUACCAGUAUAUACCUUUGCAGUUCCGUGUUAUAUUUCACAGCUUCGUUGCUUCCUGCUGGGCUAUCUUUCUGAAUCUGAAAGCAAGGUCUACACUAGCAACAAUUAAGAAGGCCUAGGAGACAAUAAAACCUUCACUUUUUCUCACAUUUGGGUUGAAUUCUCUUUUUCCUCCCUAUGUGAAGUGGGAUAGAAGAAAUUAGAAAUCUCCCAGUUUUGUUAAUAGGGCAGCAUUCCUGGUUAAUUUGCUUGACAUAUACCAUAUCAUUGUAUCAUUGUCAAUUUCCGUCUUAAGUCGGUCGCUAUGAGUUAGUUAGUUGGUUAGUUAGACUUGGCGUGCACUUGCCAAUCUUAAUAAAUAAAAUCAUCUGCUGGUGGUGGUGCAAUGGGUUUCAUUUUCAGGGGCAAUAUGGUACAAUAGAUUAUAGAUAUCUCCAUUUUAUGUAAUUCAUGCACCCAUUUUAUCUGAUACACUUCAUGCAAUUUGUGUAUAAUACAAUGAUAUAAUGUUUGCCGGCAUAUUAGAAUUAGCAGACUCCACCUAAUGGAACCAGACUUUGUUGUUGUUUUAGUUU
This is a messenger RNA of Arachis ipaensis, 1256 nucleotides long. RefSeq names its product peroxisomal membrane protein PMP22. Gene Ontology annotation, cellular component: membrane; cytoplasm. NCBI's taxonomy places the organism in Eukaryota, Viridiplantae, Streptophyta, Magnoliopsida, Fabales, Fabaceae. The record is from RefSeq and is a predicted model, not a curated record.